Molecule: messenger RNA, 3311 nt
Organism: Lepus europaeus (European hare)
Lineage: Eukaryota; Metazoa; Chordata; Mammalia; Lagomorpha; Leporidae
Gene: ZXDC
Product: ZXD family zinc finger C
Exons: 7
Coding region: 1-2286 (761 amino acids)
Biological process (GO): regulation of transcription by RNA polymerase II
Cellular component (GO): nucleus
Molecular function (GO): transcription coregulator activity
Source: RefSeq, a predicted model, not a curated record
AUGGACCUCCCGGUGCUGCUCCCAGCCCCGGCCGCGCGCAGAGCCCAACAUGGCGGCGGCGAGCCCGGCAGGCUCCGCCGGGGCCCGGGGCCUCCGCUCGGCUCGGGCCCCGCGCGCCGCCGCCUGCUGCUGCUGCGGAGCCCCGAAGAUGGCGGUCCUGGGCCGCGGCACGGGGAGGCCCCCGGGCCGAGCCCGCCGCCCGCCGAGGACGGCGGCGACUCCUUCGUGGUGCUGCUGGAGGUGGCGCGCGGGGCCGCCGCCGCCGAGGCUCCCGAGCGCCGGGAGGCCGAGCCCGCCCCCAGCCCCGCCGGAGGACCCGAGCAGGGCCUCGGCGGUGCGGCCGCCGCCCCCGGCGCCGCCCUCGCGGGCACCGUCACCAUCAACAGCCAGGACCUGCUGGUGCGCUUCGACCACGGGGUCUUCACGCUGGCGCCCGCGCCGCCGCCCGCGUCGGGGCCGCCGCCGCCGCCGCUCCGCCCGCCCGCGCCGCCCGGCACGGCGACCGCGCACCCCGCCGAGAAUCGCCGUGGGCCCGCGGGCGCCGGCCCCGGCGCGCCGGGCUACCGCUGCCCCGAGCCGCAGUGCGCGCUGGCCUUCGCCAAGAAGCACCAGCUCAAGGUGCACCUGCUGACGCACGGCGGCCUCCAGGGCCGGCGGCCCUUCAAGUGCCCGCUGGACGGCUGCGGCUGGGCCUUCACCACCUCGUACAAGCUCAAGCGGCACCUUCAGUCGCACGACAAGCUGCGGCCCUUCGGCUGUCCGGUGGGCGGCUGCGGCAAGAAGUUCACCACCGUCUACAACCUCAAGGCGCACAUGAAGGGCCACGAGCAGGAAAGCCUGUUCAAGUGCGAGGUGUGCUGUGAGCGCUUCCCCACGCACGCCAAGCUCAGCUCCCACCAGCGCAGCCACUUCGAGCCCGAGCGCCCGUACAAGUGUGAUUUUCCCGGCUGCGAGAAGACCUUCAUCACGGUGAGCGCCCUGUUCUCCCAUAACCGAGCCCACUUCCGGGAGCAGGAGCUCUUCUCUUGCUCCUUCCCCGGGUGCAGCAAGCAGUACGACAAAGCCUGCCGGCUGAAGAUCCACCUGAGGAGCCACACAGGCGAGAGGCCGUUCGUGUGUGACUCUGACAGCUGUGGCUGGACGUUCACCAGCAUGUCCAAACUCCUAAGGCACAAGAGGAAGCACGAGGACGACCGCAGGUUCACCUGUCCGGUGGAGGGCUGCGGCAAGUCCUUCACGCGCGCCGAGCACCUGAAGGGCCACAGCGUGACGCACCUGGGCACGAAGCCAUUCGCGUGCCCCGUGGAAGGGUGCUGUGCCAGGUUCUCCGCGCGCAGCAGUCUCUACAUCCACUCCAAGAAGCACCUGCAGGACGUGGCCGCUCCGAAAAGCCGCUGCCCGGUCUCCAGCUGCAACCGCCUCUUCACCUCCAAGCACAGCCUGAAGGCGCACGUGGUCAGACAGCAUAGCCGGCGCCAAGAUCUCUUCCCUCAGCUGGCCGCGCCGAGCGCUCUGCCGCCCAGCAGCGAGCUGGCUAACAUAGACCUCGCCGCGCUCUUCUCCGACACCCCCGGCGGCAGUGGCUCGGCAGCUGGGUCGGACGAGGCGCUGAGCUCCGGCAUCCUGACUAUUGACGUCACCUCGGUGAGCUCCUCUCUGGGAGGGGCUGUCCCUGCCAGCAGCAGCUCCUUGGGGCCCAUCGACCCCCUGGUCCUGGUGGCCCACAGUGAUGUUCCUCCGAGCCUGGACAGUCCUCUUGUUCUUGGGACAGCAGCCACGGUCCUCCAGCAAGGCAGCUUCAGUGUGGAGGAAGUGCAGACUGUGAGCUCGGGGGCCCUGGGCUGCCUGGUGGCCCUGCCGGUGAAGAGCUUGAGUCAAGACCCCCCGACCCUGACCGCCAGCAGUACCUUGGCCACGCACGUCGCCGCACCCACCUCUGCAAGUACCUCCCACGAAAAUGCCAGUGCCCCAGAACUUGUGACUCCGAUCAAGGUGGAGCAGGACUCGGCUGCUGGCCCCGCCGGCCUGGGGCCGCCGGAGGGCAGCCUCGGGGCCCCACAGUCUGUGCUCUCCAGCUCAGUGGGGCCGCACAGCGCCCCAAAGGACGCCGAGCUCAGUGUGGGCACUGGCGGCCUCUGUUUGGACGGUGGGGGCCCAGCGAGAACUGAUUGCCGAGCCACUCAACUAGCCAAGGGAAAAAAGGAGGAGCGGGGAGCGGCGCAGGUGAGGCGUGUGUGUGCAGGGCGGGCACAGGAGGGCCGAGGUUCCUGGCGCGGUCAGGAGUAGGAACCACAGGCGGGGAGCUGUCUUGGCCAUUGGUUUCACUCGCACGUUUCAACUCCGUAGAUUUAUGUGUACUUCAGGGAAAAAAAUUUAGUUGGAAUUCUUAGCCUCGUGUGAUGUGAACAUGUUGUAUUUAUUUCCCCCCAAAGAAAAAACUGCAAUUUUGGGGUUCAACACAGGUGUCCGUCACCUGGAAGGCUGCUAAGGGGAAAAAGCAAAGCAGGCUGCGUAUCAGAGAGCAGAGCGGGGACCGGAUGCUGAGUGGCCAUGGCUCGGGCCUGCCCCAGUCUCCCCGGGAGACGUGUCCCUGUGUGUCAUGUGGCAUUGUGGCCCCCAGACCAGACUUAGGUUGGGGUUUUAUUUGAAAAUGUUAACACCUUACUUGAAUUUGUAAAAACACCUGUGGACCCAACAAGAUGGGGUGGCUUGUGGCCCAAGACGUCCCUCCCUCCUGAGAAUGAAACGAGGGGACACAGUGCUACAGCGACUGGUGAACCUUUGGUCCCAGCAGUGGUGAAUUCUCACAAUGUUUUAUUUCUGUGUGUUUCAUUUGUCUUACAGUUACUUAAAAUUUACUUUUAAGAUGUCAAGGGGCAUGUGGCGUAUGAUUUUCUGUCUUCUCUGUUCUAAUAGUCCUACGGCUUCCUACUUACAAUAAAUCAUAACCUCCUACUUUGUGCUAACGGGUUCCUAAAGCACGUUUUUCCCUGGAGCGGCUGUUGAUUGUGGCAGCGUUGACUGUGACGUGGGAAGGGCUCCCUCCACGGCUCUCAAAGCACAGUAGAACCUGUGGAGACGCCGGAAGGAAGUGUGGUGGGAGUGUGCAGAAACUGCCCACACGCCAGACACAUGUCAUGAAUGCCUUUACUGAACCUGUAGGUAAUCUUGAACUUGAAGGGAAAGAAUGCUACAAACAUGUGGGUAUAUGACGUAUGUUACCUUCAUUGCAAUGCGUUGGAGUAAUACCUGCUUUUUUUUUUAUUAAAUUACUUUUAUUAAUGUUUCAGCAGUAUCUUUAAAAAAUAAGG